AUGAACUUGCGAAUCAACCAGAAACCAGAAAAACAGAUUAGCCAAUACAAAGGAUUCCCUAAUAAAGAUUUACUACACCUACACCUACUGUUUCUCCUCGCUCUUCGAGCUUUCCUUUCCACUGCCAAUGCCAUGUCAAACAAGGAAAUGACUGACUGUCACCCCAAGUUGCUUUGGUCAGUAUUAGGGAUAGCAAGGUCAGAAGGUAGAGAUAACCAGCCCUCCUACCUUCCCCGGUUUGAUAUGGGAAAGGGUUAA
Prunus armeniaca (apricot) is the source of this 258-nucleotide messenger RNA. The record is from the annotation of a GenBank genome assembly. NCBI's taxonomy places the organism in Eukaryota, Viridiplantae, Streptophyta, Magnoliopsida, Rosales, Rosaceae.